This is a messenger RNA of Onychomys torridus (southern grasshopper mouse), 4518 nucleotides long. It is a transcript of the gene Fech, whose product is annotated as ferrochelatase. Bases 108 to 1376 code for a protein of 422 amino acids. The record is from RefSeq and is a predicted model, not a curated record. Gene Ontology annotation, molecular function: protoporphyrin ferrochelatase activity. The transcript is spliced from 11 exons. Gene Ontology annotation, biological process: heme biosynthetic process. Lineage: Eukaryota; Metazoa; Chordata; Mammalia; Rodentia; Cricetidae.
CCCCGCCGGCCGGGGACUGCGCGGGGCGCGGGUGCGGAGCGCUGCCUCGUAGGCGCUCCCCGGCCUGGCUGUCGCGCCGCCGCAGAGGAUCCCUGGCCGUUCCGGAAAUGCUCUCGGCCGGCGCCAACAUGGCUGCGGCCCUGCGGGCUGCGGGCGCGCUGCUCCGCGAGCCGCUGGUGCAUGGCGGCUCGAGGGUCUGUCAGCCGUGGAGGUGCCAGUCAGGGGCAGCGGCGGCAGCCACCACAGAGAAAGCGUGUCAAGCCCAAACUGCUACACCUCAAGCUCAGCCAGAAAGGAGGAAGCCAAAAACUGGCAUAUUAAUGUUAAACAUGGGAGGCCCCGAAACCCUCGGAGAAGUUCAAGACUUCCUUCAAAGACUCUUCUUGGACCGAGACCUCAUGACACUUCCCAUUCAAAAUAAACUGGCGCCAUUCAUCGCCAAACGCCGAACCCCCAAAAUUCAAGAGCAGUAUCGUAGGAUUGGAGGUGGAUCUCCCAUCAAGAUGUGGACUUCCAAGCAGGGAGAAGGCAUGGUGAAGCUGCUGGAUGAGCUGUCCCCUGACACAGCACCUCACAAAUACUAUAUUGGAUUUCGGUACGUCCAUCCUUUGACAGAAGAAGCAAUUGAAGAGAUGGAGAGAGAUGGCCUAGAAAGGGCCAUUGCUUUCACGCAGUAUCCACAGUAUAGCUGCUCCACCACAGGCAGCAGCUUAAAUGCCAUUUACAGAUACUAUAACGAGGUGGGACGGAAGCCCACCAUGAAGUGGAGCACAAUUGACAGGUGGCCCACGCAUCCCCUCCUCAUCCAGUGCUUUGCAGACCACAUUCUGAAAGAACUGGACCAUUUUCCACGGGAGAAGAGAAGCGAGGUGGUCAUUCUGUUUUCUGCCCACUCCCUGCCAAUGUCUGUUGUCAACAGAGGGGAUCCCUACCCCCAAGAAGUAGGUGCCACUGUCCACAAAGUCAUGGAAGAGCUAGGUUACCCCAACCCCUACCGACUGGUUUGGCAGUCCAAGGUUGGCCCAGUACCCUGGUUGGGCCCUCAGACAGAUGAGGCUAUCAGAGGGCUUUGUGAGAGGGGAAGGAAGAAUAUCCUUUUGGUUCCAAUAGCGUUUACCAGUGAUCACAUUGAGACACUCUACGAACUGGAUAUUGAGUACUCCCAAGUCUUAGCCGAGAAGUGUGGAGCAGAAAACAUCAGAAGAGCGGAGUCUCUUAAUGGAAAUCCAUUGUUCUCUAAGGCCUUGGCUGAUCUGGUACACUCACACAUCCAGUCAAACAAGCUGUGCUCCACGCAGUUGACUCUGGGCUGUCCACUCUGUGUAAAUCCUGUCUGCAGGGAGACUAAAUCCUUCUUCACCAGCCAGCAGCUGUGACCCUGCCCGAGGACCCGUGGGAUUUGCAGAUGCACAGCCUCCAGACACCUCCAGUGGAGAUGGAAGCCACGUUAGCCUGUGCGCAGCCUUUGGGCACAGACCCAUGAUUUCUUUCUCGCCUUGUUUUAUUUCAGUUUACUUUAGUUUUUGUUUCCCCGUGUGGUCCACGCUGGCCUCCUGCUCCCAUUUCCUGAACGCUAGCUAGUAUCACAGACAGGCAAAAAUGUGUUUCUUGGGGUACAGACUCUGAAAUUCUUACUGAGGUUUCUAUUUUCAUACACACCGUGAAAACUCACAACCCUUUCUGUGGUCAAUUGACUCAAGUGGAGUGUCUACUGUGACAUUCCAGGAAUGAGUUUUAAGUUUGUAUCUUAUGAGACACACACAGAUUCUGCACUUAUUGCCCCCAAACAGCCUCCUAAAAUAGUAUGGCAAGUCCCCUCUACCCGUGCUACCCGUGGUGACAGAUGUCUACAGCCUCAUGGAUGUAGCCGAAGAGAAGAUAGUUAAUGUAUGAAAUAGAAUUUGUUGAAGAAUUGGGCUUAGGGCACAUAGCUUAGUGACUGUAUGCUUACCUAGCAUGCAUGGGGCUUCCAGUUUGAUCCCCUGCACUGCAUGUAAAUACUAUGUUCCCUACUCUUUCCCCAAGUCCGAGAAUACCCGAAUCCUAGUGAGUUGGUGCAGUCACUAACAUGGCCUCUAUUGCCAGUGCAACUGCCGGUCACUGGCCAUUGUGGUGUCUGUGGGAGAAUCUCGCUUUUCUCCCCUGAAACUAAAACAAGUGUGCAUUUCAAAAGUGCUCUGAGAUUCCCCGGGCACGAAGCCUAAUAAACGUGUGGAAAUUCAGUCUUUGCUAUAUGUGCCUUAGUUUGAGUUCAUGGUGCCUCAGGGAAGAUGGGGCUCUGUCUGCUUCCUGUCUCCAAGGACAAUGCCACCAGGAAAUGCGACUGAUGGAUUUGGUCUCAACGGGGGCCAAGGAGCCUCCUAGCAUGGCGCUGUUCUUUGUUGAGUGCCCCUAUUUUCUGCUCACUUGUUUGAACAUUGUUUUGUAAAGUCGACUAUGUCUGAUAACCUUGAAUUUUCUUUAUUAGUAAGUUUUUAUUAUAAAAUGAUGUAGCCAUAGAAUAGGUCAUUUGUAAAACACAGAGAAGAGAAAUAACCACUCUAAUGUAAUAAUUAUCAUUUUAUUCCAGCCUUUUCCUGUGCAUAUUAUACAUAUUGAUUCUUUGAGAAUUUCAAGAUAGUCCAUCAUUGUCGCCUUCCUUUCCCCUCCCAACUUGUUGCUGCCUGAAUGUGUAAUGAAAAGUUGUUCUAAAAAUGUAAAAAUUAUGUCGGAGCAGAAUCUGAUAUCCUGAAUUUGGAUUUAAAUGGGUUUUAAAGUCGCUGGGAUCCUUGAAGGAUUUGUAAUAAUCACUUCCUUUGAGACUUUGUUCUUCAAAAAGAAUAUUUCUUUGAGCUUUCUUUUUCAAUAGAAAAGCAGUCCACGAAGUGGAAGUAAUUAGGAGGACACAUAGAUAUUCUAUAUGAGGAUUUACUAUUAGUAAGCAGUAUGCCUUUAGCCUGUUUGAUUCGUGUUGUCCCCAAAAGCAGAUCCAAAACGACCAAACGUGGGAGUUCACUUCAUAAUCCAGCAAAGAAGCAUGCUUUCUGCUCGCUCUGAGACUGUUCUGACACCGAUCAUGGCUUUCAAAUUUGAGUAACAUCUACUUUUCCUUUCUACCUUGACUUUAUCUUCACUAGUAGGCAGUUGAUAGAGAAAGAUCAAAGGUCUGGGUACUUUGGAAUGUCCCUGUGUCCAUUUCAUCACCUUUUGGGGAUUAGGUCUAGAGCAGACUGUGAGUCCCGCAGUGAAUGGACGUCUCAGGGUUUGAGGCCCCUGUUGGCAGGCACUUAUGCUCACAGCCAUUAUCCCCCCUUCAGGGAACCUGCUUGUCAUCAGUCUCGGCUCUUCAGCAGUUUUUCAGAUGAAAACACGUUGGCAUGGAGAUAUUGCUGGAAGUGCCAGUUCAGAAGUCCCUGCUAGAGUAUCUGAAGUGCGCCCCUCCCCCUCGUUUGCAAAGCAAACUUUGAAUGAGUUUCUGGAAAUGUAUCACUGGCCCUGACUUGUGAGCAGACCGCCCUUUGAGAGGCAGUUACGGGAAUCACUGCCUGUGGCAUCGUCAGCUCUUAAGUGUUUCCUUUGACUGUUCACCAUACAUAGGUGAAGGUCACAGACUGGGGCAGCAUUUGGGAGGAUGGAAAUCUUUUUAGAACUGAUGAGUCUUUGAGAGCUGUUACCCUGUUUGUCAGCUUUGAAGUACAAAUGUUUGCCCUGGUAAUUGGCAAUGAACGGCCGGUGCUGUCUUGAGCUGCUGUCUGUACAGACCUGGCUCUCAGCUGAUCCGGAAGAUCGGUGGGUGCCGAGAAGGUUCAGUCUGAUGGUGGAAUUGCUAGAAGCCAGGAGGAUGCUCUCCCACAGACCUGUGUGAAGGAGUCUGCUUCAGGAGUGAACUCAGAGUUACCUUCAACCUCACAUCAGGGCUGACUUGGUGUUGAUGGUAGAAACCCAUGUCUUCUGAUCCCAAUGCUUCCUCCAAGUGCAUGUGCCUACACACAUGACCCCAUGAGCAGAGUGUAAUGUUUCUGUGGGACUCUUGCUAUUUCCAUUGUGCCUGAAGUCAGCAACUAUCACUUAUGAAGAAAAAGUGAGUUUUUCCAUCUCAAGAUGCCCAGACUAAACGUGUCAACAACUCUAAGGUAAUAGUAGAACUUUUAUAUUUUCAGUUGACCUUGAAAAAAUGUAUUUCCCUUUCUCCUUCUUGACAUGGUAGAAUAGAUCAUCUAGAAAAAAGUCCCUGCAUUUGGCUUCUUCCUUUAACCUGUUCUCAGACUUUGGCCGAUAAUUCAAAAAGCCAUAGUUAAAAUACGUGCUUGCUUGGUGUGAGUAGAUUGAUCUAAACUAUGUUGUCACACCACAAGGCAAAGGGGCAUCCUGUGCCAAGUUCCCAGUAGGGUUGUCAGAAAGACUCCCAGCCUCCUGGGGUGCGGGUCACCAUGUGGCACCUGUAGUCCGAGGCUAUACUGUUUGCUCCCCUGUUCUAGGGAGUGAACUUGUGUUGCUUCAUGUGGAGGGCCAACUGUGAAGCUGGCAGCCAUUUUUUUU